GAAGUAACUAGCCAUGGCUGCUAUAAGAAGAAAGCUAGUAAUAGUUGGGGAUGGUGCCUGUGGUAAAACAUGUCUUUUCAUCGUCUUCAGCAAAGAUCAGUUCCCUGAAGAUUAUGUGCCAACUGUUUUUGACACUUAUGUAGCAGAUAUUGUAGUGGACGGAAAACAGGUUGAGCUGGCGUUGUGGGAUACAGCUGGACAGGAGGACUAUGACAGACUCAGGCCUUUGUCUUAUCCAGAUACAGAUGUCAUCCUUAUGUGUUUUUCCAUCGACAGCCCCGACAGUUUAGAGAAUAUUCCAGAGAAGUGGAAACAGGAAGUGAAGUUUCCUAAUGUACCUAUCAUAUUAGUAGGCAACAAAAAGGAUCUCAGGAAUGAUGAUAACACUAGGAGAGAACUGUCCAAGAUGAAACAAGAACCAGUUAAAACAGAAGAAGGCCGUGCAAUGGCAGAGAAGAUAGGUGCUUUUGCCUACCUUGAGUGCUCCGCCAAGACCAAGGAAGGGGUUAGGGAAGUCUUUGAAACAGCCACAAGAGCUACCUUGCCAGAAGAGGAGACGAGGAGGGGCAAGUGCGCCAUGCUUUAGACCUCUGGAACUGCAACAACUUGCAUGGGAAAGGCACGUCUGCCAGGGAGGGGGAACCAACAUUAGCUAGACAUAUGCUCUCAACUUGAUGACGUAUUGGACGACGUUUUCUUUUAGAGGGGAGUGACUAGUGAGUUGUUCCCCACAGAUGUAGCUGGGUAACGCAGAUAAACGUGAUCGCCGAACGAUCGCAUCCAAAAGCGGGGAGAUAUGACUAUCUUCAUUGGGAGAAAAAGUACAGGUCAUCGACGUGAUGACUGUGAGAAUAUGCGGAAAAUACCCACCUCGGAUUCUAUUGAGUUAGCUGCGCCCCUCAUGGUUUAUUCUCCCUGCAGUGUUUUAUUGUACGAUAAACAACGACCACGAGUCGUUUAUUUCUUAACAAUAACAAUAACAAACAUAAGUAAUGUUUAUACUUUAGAUUAAUGCAUAUAUGUUUUACUGAUACAUUAGUGUUUGUAAAAAGAAUAUAACUGUUAAAGAAGAGGUGGCCGAAUUUUCUUCAGUCAGUUAUAUCUUUUCACGGUAUUAGUACGGUAUUUCAAAACCACACAAGGUGUAUGUCAGUUUGACAUGAUAGCUUCUUUGCAGUUAAAGUUUGACUUAUUUUAAUUCAAUGUCUACCGCUGUUCCAUAACUAGUGCUCCAAAAAGUGUUGUUAGUUGUGGCAUUGGCUGGAUGUCGCCUACUGUUUGCCAAUAGGAAAGUGUUGUCAGAUUGUAUCAACGUCUAUGUAAUCCAGGCCAAGAUCGGACCUCUCACAAAAUAUUUCUUUGGAGCAAUCGUUGUUUGAAAAGGGGGAAAAGAAACUGGAAUUUCAAAAUUCAUUAAAAAACAGAUCCUGGGUUGGAACGUUUUAUUUCCCAUGAAAACCGUUUUAAUGUCUGUCUCAGUGUACAAGCGUUUAGAUUUAGAUGUGUAUAUUAAAGAGUGGAAUCGGACUAUUACACAACCUAUUGGUAGCUCCCGCUGUGGCGGCAAUAAACUCAGGUUGUAUUGUACUUUCAAAAAUGUAUAUGCCGCAGACAAUUAUGUCACACGCCCCAUCCAACGAUCCCACCAGAUGCGAACUGACUAAUUCGGGCGUGGCACUGCUCCAAUACACGUGUUUAACUGUACGGAAACUGUGGAAGACGAAAUGUCCCUCUAUAUUGGCCGGACUACAAUGGGGAACGUGACACUCUGAUUGCAUGUCAUGAGGUAUACAGUAAGUGUAAUUAUCUCUGUAAUAUUAAAAAGGUUUGUUUUAUUUAGCAUCAUGUGAUAUGUACAGUGUAACGGCCACACUCUGCGGUACUUUCAUAAAACAGAGAAAGUCAGUCCUGUAUGAUCGUUUCUGUAAAACAAACAUACGAAUAUUGUGUAUUUAUUGCUUUUUAGAUAUAUAGAGAUUAUUUUUAAUUGUUUUUUUAAGUGUGUAUCCAUCUUAGUCUCCUACGACUCCGUAUGGAGUUGUCCGUUGUCCAAGUUGUCGGUUUUACAUAGGAUGUACACAUUUGUUAUAUGUAAGUGGGAUGAGACUCAAAUCUUCUGUCUGUCUGUUUCCUUGUCUGCCUGUUUGUGUCUAGAGUUACACCUCACCCAUCCUAUGUUUUAAUUAGGAAGCAAGCUCGCAAACGUUGGUAAAUAAGUUGUUGCCUAAAAUAUGCCAAAAAAUAUUUCUCUUAACGUGAUUCGCCCGUACCCAGUUCCUAGACUUCUCUAACAACUACGAUAGAGUAGAUAUUCCCAAGUCUCUAUGGCACAAUACUAGUAUUCGGGUUCGAGAUCAACACAGAGAUUUUUCCCCAUUUUUCGUAAUUUCUUUACUUAUUUGGAGGGCGUCUAAUUGUGUUACAUGCUAAAUGAUGUUUUAUGUCUGCUUGUGGUGUGACCAAUUCAUACAUUUCAAACAAAACAGGACAAAUUGUAUCUUAUUUUUACUGAAUUAACUAUUUGGAACCAUGACAAAACAUUAGUUUGUAAACAUCUGGAUGCGUUUUGUUUGGAAUGUGAUUGUACAUAUUAUGUAGGAGUGAUCGUUCGACAGUCUCCGUAACCCGCACGUUUGCUUUUCUCCGUUCUAUCAUGGGUAUGGGCUCUUGUAUCGAUACUACUAUCUCUGCUGUCUGCGGCUGUCUGUCUUGGCAUCUCGUCAUACACGUCUACCCGUUCUUCCACCUUUGUAUUGUAAUAAUAAAGUUAUUUAAGUACGUUUCCA
Messenger RNA from Haliotis rufescens (red abalone), 2786 nucleotides. Its product is annotated as ras-like GTP-binding protein RHO. The transcript has 2 exons. The record is from RefSeq and is a predicted model, not a curated record. NCBI's taxonomy places the organism in Eukaryota, Metazoa, Mollusca, Gastropoda, Lepetellida, Haliotidae. The coding region runs from base 14 to 586 and encodes 190 amino acids. Gene Ontology annotation, molecular function: GTPase activity; GTP binding. Gene Ontology annotation, biological process: cell migration; small GTPase-mediated signal transduction.